CAUUUUGGUAUAUUUGCUGUCGUGUAGGUGACAGACCGGUGGAAGAAUAAUUUCGAUUUUAUCUUCCACAAAACAGAUUUGUGUGGCAAAAUUUACUUUAAUGAAGCGAUAAGUGCAUUUUUAAUAUGGCUCGAUACGGUCAAAGACCGGAAAAUGCUCUUAAACGGGCCAAUGAAUUUAUGGACCUGGACAAACCGGCCCGGGCACUGGACACCUUACAAGAGGUUUUUAGGAACAAAAAAUGGGCAUACAACUGGUCGGAGUCCGUUUUGGAACCCAUCAUGUUCAAGUACUUGGAGCUAUGUGUGGACUUACGCAAGUCCCAUAUCGCCAAAGAGGGACUGUUUCAGUACCGAAACAUGUUCCAAUCUGUGAAUGUUGGAUCACUGGAGCAAGUCAUAAGAGGCUACCUGCGAAUGGCUGAGGAACGUACUGAGGCAGCACGAGCCCAAUCAACGCAAGCAGUCAUAGACACUGAUGAUCUUGACAACUUGGCAACUCCGGAGAGCAUCCUCCUGAGUGCCGUUUCUGGAGAGGACGCUCAGGACAGAUCGGACAGGACUAUACUUACACCAUGGGUGAAAUUCCUUUGGGAGUCCUACUGCCAAUGCCUGGAGCUGCUCCGCACCAACGCUCAUGUGGAGACCUUGUACCAUGACAUCGCUCGCAUGGCAUUCCAGUUCUGUCUCAAGUACUCCCGCAAGACUGAGUUCAGGAAACUCUGCGACAAGCUGCGGAAACAUCUUGAAGAUAUUUGUAAACCCACUGUGCAAACUGGCAAUGUGAGCAUCUCAAAGCCGGAGACCCAGCAACUGAACUUGGAGACCAGGCUCUUCCAACUGGACAGUGCCAUACAGAUGGAACUUUGGCAGGAAGCCUACAAAGCGAUAGAAGACAUCCACAACCUGAUGAACAUGUCUAAGAAGACGCCGGUGGCCAAGACCAUGGCCAAUUACUAUGGCAAGCUGGCACUGGUUUUCUGGAAGGCUGGCCACUGCCUGUUCCACGCCGCAGCCUUGCUGAAGCUGUUCCAGCUCUCCAGGGAGAUGAAGAAGAAUAUCACCCAGGAGGAGCUUCAGAAGAUGGCGUGCCGCGUGCUGGUGGCGGUGCUGUCGGUGCCGCUGCCGUCGCUGCACCCGGAGUUCGACCGCUUCGUGGAGACGGACAAGAGCCCCGUGGAGAAGGCGCAGCGCCUCGCCGUGCUGCUGGGACUCGCGCAGCCGCCCACACGCGCUAGUCUGCUUAAAGACGUGGUCCGCUUGAACGUGGUGGCGCUGGCGUCGCCUCAACUCCAACAGUUGUACUCGUGGCUGGAGGUGGAGUUCGACCCGCUGAGCAUCUGCCACAACGUGCAGAGCGUCAUCAAACAGCUGCAAGCGGAGCCCAAUUCGGCGCUCGCGCAAUACACCGCUGCUCUGAGCGACGUGGCCCUAGUGCGUCUGAUCCGCCAAGUGGCGCAGUGCUACGCCUGCAUACAGUUCUCGCGGCUGCUGGAGCUGGCCGGCACCGCAGACCUGUUCCACCUGGAGCGGCUGCUGGUGGACUGCGUGCGGCACAACGACAUGCAGAUACGCAUCGACCACGCUAACACAUGCGUGCAUUUCGGAGUGGAAGCCGGCGGCGGCGAAUGGUGCUCCGCAGCCGACGAGGCGUGUGGCGGGGCCAUACUGCAGGCCACGCCAGCUGAACAGGUCCGCGAGCAACUAGUUCGCGCAGCCACCGUCCUCACCCGUUGCGUGGCGACGCUGUUCCCCAACCGCCGCAAGGCAGAACGAGAACGUGCGCGUGCGCAUAUGGUGCAGCACUACCACGACAACAAGCACGCGGAGCACCACCGCGUGCUGCAGCGACACAAGAUUAUCGAAGAGAGGAAGGAGUACAUCGAGCGGCUUAAUACUGUGCGCGAGGAGGAGGAGCUCAGACGUCAAGAGGAGCAACAGCGCGCCGCCGCAGCCGCGGAAGCGAGACGGCUAGAGCAAGAGCGAGAGGAGAGAGAGAAACGCAAGUUCGCAAACGAGAUAGCUGCUAUGAAGGAGAGACAUCGCCGCGAGCGCAUGGCCCACAUCUCUCAGACUGCGCACGGCAAGAAGAUGCUGCAGAAACUGGACGAAGAGGAAAUCAAGAAAAUGGACGCGGAAGCGAUCGCGCAGCGCGAGGCCGAGGAGCUGAUGAAGGAACGCCGCGAACUGCAGGCCAGGCUCAAGUCGCAGGAGAAGAAGGUGGACUAUUUCGAGCGAGCCAAGCGCCUGGAAGAAAUUCCACUUCUGCAGAAGAGUCUGGAAGAGAAGCAGGUGCAGGACAAGGCUUUCUGGGAGCAGCAGGAGUCCGAGAGGAUCGCCCAACUCAUUGAGGCGCGCACCCGCGACGUGGCCACCGCCACCCGCAUGGCCCGCAUGCACCAGCAGCGCGACGAGUUCAUCAACCGACUGCUGGCGGAGAGGGGUGCCGCUCACCACGCCCGCCUCGCCGCCUUCAAGGAGAAGCUGGCGGCCGAGAGGGACAAGCGCCGGGCGCUCCGCCGCCAGCAGCGCAUCGAGAACCGGCGCAGCGAGUGGGAGGCGGAGAAGCGGCGCGCGGAGGAGCUGGCGGCGGAGGCUGCGAGGCGCGCGCGCGAGGACGAGGAGCGGCGGGAGCGGGAGGAGAGGGAGAAGAAGCACCAGGAGGAGAUGGCCGCCCUCCGCGAGGCCAAGGAGCGGAAGGAGAAAGAGCAUCAAGAAAUGUUGGCGCGCGCAGAAGCGAAAGCUCGCGCCAAAGAGGCUGAAGUCCAGCGCCGUCUGGAGGAACAGAAAGCUGCGGUGGCCAGCAGCUGGAGGCGCAGCGGCGCCCCCGAGCGCGCCCCCGAGCGUGCCCCCGAGCGUGCCCCCGAGCGCGCCCCCGAGCGAGCGCCUGAGCGAGAGAAGGAGAGAGAUGACGCCUGGAGGAAGGACAAGGAGCCAGAGAAGAAAGCUGAACCGUGGCGCUCUAGCCGCCCCCGCCCCGACGCCCCCCGCUCCCCCGAGCGCCGCGCCCCCGCCAGGGACGAGCCCAGACCUGCCAGGGAGGAGAGACCCAAGGACGACAGGCGUGAGGAGCGCGGGCCGCCUCGGUCACCGGAGCGGCGCCCGCGAGAGGAGGGCGGCUGGCGCUCCGCCGCGCCCAGGGCGGAGCCCGACCGCGACCGCGAGAGGCCUCGCUACACGGGCCGGUCCAGCGGGCCCGAGGGCGGCAGCUGGCGGCGCGGCCCCGCCGAGCCCCCGCCGGCGCCCACUGAGCGCUCCAGCACGUGGCGCUCCAAGGAAGGCCCGGCGCGGGACAGGGAAGGGGGUUACCGCGACGCUGUCAGGGACCGCGACGGCUUCCGCGCCGGGGACCGGGACCGGGACCGCUACCCGCCCAGGAGGGAUGAUAGAGACCCGCCGAGGAGAGACGAUCGUGACGGUCCCCGGCGUGACGACCGCGACCGCCGCGCCCCGCCUGCCCGUCGCGACGAGAAACCACGCGACGCAGACGAUGACGAGUGGCAUCCAGUCACCAGGCGCUAAACGGAAUAUUAUUAUUUGUAACGUUUUUGUUGUAAAGGGCUCAGUAGAUAAAACAUUCACCCGUAUUGGUUCCCAGAUUCCGAUCAAAAUAGAUCAUGAUAAUAUAAUGGAAAAAAGAAUUUCCUUCCAUGUCCACUAGCAUUCAUUUCAAUUUCGGUGAGGUGAGGUAUUACCUCAUCAAUGCAGUGUAGCUUAACAUAUGUGCACGCUUAAAAAUACUUGAGACUUGGGGUAUGAAAAGGAGAUGUAGGUAUGUCUACCCUACGGUAGCCACUUCCCAUCUAACAGGGCCAUAAUUUUGUUUUGAUUCUAAAUGGUACAUGAUUUAGGUGGUUCACAGAGUGUUUCGACCGCUGCGACCGCACUGUAAUGACGAUCUGUAAAUUUUCUUGAGGAAUGAAUCAUUUCCAAAAUCAAUAAUUGACAUUACUACAGUACAUCUUAGAUAUGUUAAAGUCAGAUAGUAAAACUAAUUCUUGUCUUUGUUAAAAUUUGAAAAAUUGUAAUGACAGCGCGGCCGCAGGUCGAGACAAUCUGGGAAACACCUUUUCAAUAAUUUUGAUACCUAUCUUCUUCUUUUCAAAACUGCGCUGGCGCAAUCUACUGAGCUCUAUAUCAUUUACUCAUAUAUUAAGCAGUUAUUUCAAUUUAAAACGCAUUUAUUCGCAAAAUUAAUCUAUAUUGUACGCGGUAAUGGGUUGUCCAUGUUUUGUUUACAGUCACAAUUGUACGUUUUCGUGUUUAUUCAAUACAAGAAAUAUGUAUCCGACUUGCUUUUUCUUUAUCGCUUUACUAACUUUAUGGUUAAGAUGACGAAAUAAUUUAGUGUAGCUAUACUAUACUGCAAUUUUAUCAUAAAAAUCUAUCGACGUGAUUAUGAUUCGAUUCGAGGAUAGUAUAUAGCCGACGUUAGACAUACGUUCCACGGGUGAAGACGUCCCUUAUGGUCCAUGUUUUAUUUACGCAUAUCUGUAAUCUUCUACUCAAAAAUCUUAUCCAAUCAAAAAUAUAAACAUACAAAUAACUGUCCAUAAGGAUCUAUCUGCCUGUGCAACGUCACUUGUAAUUAGACCAUAUAAGUAUCUUAGUUUCUCAUAUGUGGUGGUCCAAGUCAAAAGGGACCUUAUGGCUCCCGGCACUUACGCCAUUAUUGCCGUUGUUUUGUAUUCGAACAACGGCAAUAAAGACCUAAGUCCAGACGCCAUAAAGUCCCUUUUGAUUUGGACGGCCAAUAUGUAGUUUACUAGCACGUGUUUACCUUUGAUGCUUUAUUACAUUUAUAUAUUUGGGUCUAAAUAAAAUAUAACACAAUACCAUAGUGCCACAGGUAUAACGCCAAACGUAGCUAUAGCUGAUUUUAUAUUUUGUAUGCCUUCAUUAUGUAGCUAGGUCUGUUACUAAUAAAUAUUUCAAUCCGGGA
This is a messenger RNA of Plodia interpunctella (Indianmeal moth), 4941 nucleotides long. It is a transcript of the gene eIF3a, whose product is annotated as eukaryotic translation initiation factor 3 subunit a. Gene Ontology annotation, cellular component: multi-eIF complex; eukaryotic translation initiation factor 3 complex, eIF3m; eukaryotic translation initiation factor 3 complex, eIF3e. The record is from RefSeq and is a predicted model, not a curated record. Gene Ontology annotation, molecular function: DNA-binding transcription factor activity; mRNA binding; translation initiation factor activity. The transcript has 23 exons. Lineage: Eukaryota; Metazoa; Arthropoda; Insecta; Lepidoptera; Pyralidae. The coding region runs from base 126 to 3521 and encodes 1131 amino acids. Gene Ontology annotation, biological process: formation of cytoplasmic translation initiation complex; translation reinitiation; regulation of DNA-templated transcription.